CACCUUCUAGACUGUCCCUCUUAAAUGUCUAUUCUGCAUCGUUUCUAAAUAAUUAUAGACAAAAUGUUCCUAACCCCCUCCCCCAACCCUACUCAUAUAGGCGCUGAUAGUAUCAUAGUUUUUUGGCCACAGAGUUUUUAACAGAUACCACACAUAAAAUAUUAUAAACAUUGGUCACAGGAUGAAUAAUCGAGACAUUCACAUUAAUCGUUUAGCUACUCAUAAUACAAAUAUUUUUAGAAGAUUUUUAUUCUUUAAUCAUUCCAAUCAAACAUGGAAUAAUAAUUCAAAUAAUAAUGGAACCCGACGAGGCAAUAGUAGAUUUUUCAGAUUUGCUUCUUUCAAAAAUUAUGCUUUACUUAGCAUAACAUUUUAUCUUAUAUUGUUUUCACAUCGCUAUCACAAAAACAAUUAUCAAUAUGCUCUUUAUAGUGCACACACGCCCAAAAGUCUAGAUUAUAAUGAUUUAUUUCCAUUUAUUCUUGGUGAAAAACAUUUUAUCAAUUUUUUUACCAAUGGUGAACAUGUAGAUGAAAUUUUUCACAUGGAACCUUAUAAUCAAAAAUCAGAUAUUCUAUCAAACCAGAAAAAUAUUCAUAAAGAACCAUUACUAAGUGACACCUAUAAAGGAAACAAAAAUUCCUUUUAUGAUUUUAAUUUUUUCAAAUUUCCAUCAAUAAUUAAAAUCUCUAGUUAUAAAAAUAAGGAUAUCAAAAAUGAAAAUAAUAUAAAUGUUAACAAUGAGUUAUCUAAUCAUACAUCAAGUGAAACUCCUGAGGUCACCACGGAAGAGGAUGAAAAUGACAUAAAUAACCAAAAGUCUAUAUGGAGAAUUAUUGCUGAUGCCAUUAUAUUCCAAUAUUCUAAAAGAAAGGCAUGGUCUUUAAGAAACAUUCAUAUAUUAUCUAAAAAAAUUGUUGACUCCUCAAAUACUGCAUUAAAUAGUGUAAAUAUAAUCACUUAUGAUGCAAAUAAAGUAACAGAUGAUGAAGCAAGUCCAUUGAACAAGGAUACAUUUAUAUAUAAAAUGACUAAAAGAUUGAUCACAUUUGUAUUUAGAAGUUGGGACAAAUUUUUUGCUCCACCGGAUAAAUAUAAAUACAAAUUCUCUGCAUUUUGGGAAUCAAUGGAGUUACCAUUUUAUUUUGGUAUGGUAGAUAAAUUAGUAUUUAUGGUGGUUAGAAUCAUUCGAACAGAUUAUUGGAUUUCUAUAAACACGGCCUAUUGUUGCUUGAUACUGUUUGCCAAAAUAAUCCACAAAGCCAUAUUCGGGAGUUUACGGAGCGCCGAACAAAUACUAUUGAAGGACAAAAUAUGCAAUUUCGUGUUCAAUAAAAUGAUCUUCAUGUUCGGGCUUCUCAACGUAGACAAUUUGGGCGAUUUUACCCUUUGGACAACAUGGUUUAGCGUUACUUGCUUUCUACAUUCCACGGCUCUGCUACUCAAGACCAGAUUAGAUUAUUUAUCGCUGAGUCCGAAGAUAAACAAGCUGACAAAGUUUAAGCUAGGAAUUUUACUUUGCGCCCUAAUCAUUUGGGCGAAUGCCAUCACGCUAGCGGUCAUAUUGGCGUACGUUCAAUUUCAAUUACUCGCCGCUCCCGUAUAUCUGUUUUUACUCUACGAGUGCAUGAUGCUACAACUCAAUACCUACCAUAUCCUUUACAACGUGUUGGUCAACGUUUAUGACACCUAUCACACCGGAUGUUGGGAGAGCAAAAACCAAAUGAGUUAUUACGGAGAUUUGAUAUUCGGUGUUUCCAUACUCGUUAUCGAUUUAUUCUAUCACGUUCAUAUGCUGCUAUGGGGUAGUAUAAUACUGAGUAUGGCUAGCCUAUUCAUUUGCAUGGAACUAAGGUGGCUUUUCGGCGAACUUAAAAGCAAGCUUAUCAAGCAUCAAAACUAUUUGAGAAUCAUCAAACAAAUGGAUAAAAAAUAUCCAAUGGCCAGCAGCGAAGAAAUUGAGAAAUUUAGCAAUAAUUGUUCUAUCUGCUGGGAUCCUAUGAGGAGAGCAAGGAAGCUACCUUGCGAUCAUUUGUUUCACGAUUCUUGCCUUAGAUCUUGGCUAGAGCACGAUUCCUCAUGCCCAAUCUGCAGAAGAUCUCUUAAUACUCCACCUCAACUUACUAAUAAUAGAAAUAUCACUGAAACGCAUAACGCUAAUUUAAGUACGCAAAACACUAACUCACUCAUAAAUACUGAUAAUGCGAAUAAUAUUAUUUCGGAUAUCAACCCCAGCAAUUCUUUAUUAGAGAAUUCUCUUAUUUCCAGUGUUAACAAUGCAACUGCCCCAUCUUCCGCUUUUAAUAACGCCACAAAUCACACGGAAGGUAUAAUAAAUAAUUUGACUAGAAUAAGAGACCAAAAUAACGAUAAUCUUUUGACUAGAACCUUGGAAAGGUUGAACGCUUGGAACCAGCGAAUGAUUUUUAUGCUCUUAGAUUUUCUUUUUAACGCUUCCGCCGCCUUAACUUUGGAAACCAACGAAAAUUCUAACGCUACUAUUGGGUUGCCAUCCCCUAAUAAUAAUAUAAAUGGUCUUAACGUAAAUAUCAUCUCUCCAAAUUCGAAUAAUCCCAAUCCAACUACAAAUUCUACGAAUACCGGAAUUUCGACAAAUGAAAUUGGAGGAGCUAAUAACGUUACGAAUGGAAAUAACGCGGGAGCAAGAGUUAAUAGGGUCAAUCGGUUUUUCCAUUUCGAUGCCUCACGGUACAUCAGUUGGCUUCCAACUUUUUCUCUCCAAAUCUCCCAUUUAAGGAUUCAUCAAACAGUUUCUACAAAUACCCCUCACGACGCGAAUAUGGCAACCACAAUCAACUCAUUUUUAUUAGACGAUAUGGUUAGACAAGUUACCCAUAUAUUUCCCCACAUCCCGGGUCACGUCAUUAGAUCCGAUCUCACACUAACCUGGUCAGUCGAUAGGACAGUCGAAAACAUCCUCGAGGGAGACCUCGGCAACCCUUACUUGCUUCUCGACGAAAAUUUAGACGAUACAUACAUAUCCCAAAAUCGGGAGGCCAAUUUUCCAUCCACUGACGAUACAUUUAGCACUAAUAACUCUCUUAAUAACAACUCGAAUUUCGGGAACUCAUCUAACGUAAAUCAAAGUACUAAUAGUUAUUCCAGUACUUCGAACGACAGUGAAAGCGGAGAAGAGACUGACGAGGCUCCCAUAAAUUCAUUAAUUAAUGAAAAUUUCAAUAUAAAUAAUAAUAGGGGUGAAAGGCGGAGUGGGAUGGAGCACUAUUUUGAAAGAUACUCUUCGCGGGGAAUUAAUAGUAAUAGUGAUAGUACAAGUGCACAACAAAUUUAUGACUUGAUGGACGAAUGUGAAUUCGAGCUCGAUGAAGAAUGCAAAGAGAGCUAUCCUUUUGUAUCAUACAAUGGAAAUUUUGUCGACAAUUCGAAAGAACGAGAAAGUAUGCUGGAAAAACGCAAAAAAACUAUGUUGAAACAAGCCCAAAGGCGAUAUUUGUAUGAAUCCAACCGUUGCGACGAAAACAUUGACAACUCUAAAAGAUCUUACUAAUAAAUGAUAGCUCGACAUAUUGAUUGAAAUUAAAAAAAUUUCCUAAUAAAUAAAUCGAACAUAUAAUCAACAAAAACAUCUUCAAGUAAAAUGACAAUUGAUACAAAAACAUCUUCAAGUAAAAUCACAAUUGAUAAAAUGUAGUUUUAUAUUUAGAAAAUAUUUUUCCCCUCUAGGAGACUAAAAAAAAAUUAAUUAGGUUCACUCGUUAUUUUUUAAAAAAAUUAUAUUUAUAUUCGUGCGUAACUUUUAAUCCCUAGAUGCAAUGUUUUAUCGUCUUUUAAUAAAUUUAUAAUUUCAUCAACCUCAUGUUUAGUGCCAAAAAAGAUUAGAUAAGCCGAAUUCCAUUAGAUUUAUAAUAUAUAGUAUUAUAUUAUAUAAAUUGCCUAAUUGAAUCUCCGCUACUAAAAAAAUAUAUAUACUAACAUAAUUUUAUAAAUAUUUCUUUUUAUCUAACUCCCCCAAGAUUAAUAUCUUCUUUGAAACAUUCUCUAAUAGUAAAAUGAAUAUCAUGCUAAAACAAACAUACAAAAAAACCCAUAAUGAUGUUUCAAAUCGAUGCUUAAUUAUUUGUUUUUUAUUUCCUGGUAAUUUAAAAGGUGAAAAUUAAUAACUCAUAUCGCAAUAUAUUUAAACAAAUAUAAUUUUUUUUAAAAGAAAUCUUACCAUGUUAAAAUGAUUCGUUAUUUAUUUUUAUUGUAAAAAAAUACACCACCUUUAACAAGAUUAAUGUCAUCAUUUUUAGUUAAAGGACAUUUCGGUUAAAA
Molecule: messenger RNA, 4296 nt
Organism: Gordionus sp. m RMFG-2023
Lineage: Eukaryota; Metazoa; Nematomorpha; Gordioida; Chordodea; Parachordodidae
Exons: 14
Coding region: 182-3529 (1115 amino acids)
Biological process (GO): ubiquitin-dependent protein catabolic process; protein K48-linked ubiquitination; endoplasmic reticulum unfolded protein response
Cellular component (GO): cytosol; endoplasmic reticulum; ubiquitin ligase complex
Molecular function (GO): ubiquitin binding; ubiquitin protein ligase activity
Source: RefSeq, a predicted model, not a curated record